AGUGCGGAGGGAAAGGGGAGGCCUUGAUGAGAAAUUCCCGGCCAUAAAUAUGGCAAAUUCAUCGGCCGCAAUCUCAUUUUUGCCGCAGUGUUUAUGUUUGUUUGGAAAAGAAAGACGCGAAAUCUGACUUAUUGAAAACGGUUUCAGCCGCAACUUGAUUUCAUGUUUCAUACGUAAUUAAAUUCUUCAAACGACUGGGUGAAAUGGCUACAAGGGUUAAACAGGAACCUGUGUCACCUCGGAAAGACAGCAGCCCCCCACCCUCAGCCAAUGCUGCAAGUACAUCAGAAAGUGAGCAAAGGAUACUUUCCUUGCUGCAGUCAAAUUCCAAAGGCAUCUCUGAUAAAGAUAUACAAAAUGAAGUUCCUGACCCUCAAGAAAGAGCAAAAAUUAUUAACAGUCUCUUACAAAAGGGUUGUCUUGAAUUGUUCAAUCAAGGUGAGAAAUUAGUUUAUAAAUAUAAGAACCCUGGAGGCUCUUCAAAAAUCAAAGGGGCCGACAAUGAAGAGAAAAUAGUUUACAGUAUCAUAGAGAAGGCUGGAAACGAAGGAGUCUGGGCUAAAGAUUUGAGGAAUGCAUCUGGUUUGGUCCAAACUACACUGUCUAAGAUCCUCAAGAAGCUUGUUAAUGAAAAAAUAAUUAAGACUGUAAAAUGUGUAAAUGCUCCUAGGAAGGUUGUCUACAUGCUCUAUGGGUUAGAGCCUGAUAGUUCAGUAACUGGGGGUGCAUGGUACAAUGAUCAAGAUUUUGAGUCAGAGUUUGUUGAUGUUCUGAAUCAAUAUUGUUAUCACUUUCUCCGUCAAAAAAAAGAGGCUGUGAAAAAUUGCAAAGAUGGCCCAAUUGCUGCUCAGAAUUUGGCUAGUGCCUCCUCUGCGGAUGUAUGGAAAUACAUAUCAGAACUUGGUAUUAGCAAGGUCAAACUGUCAGUUCAAGAUAUGGAAACCAUCUUGAAUACCCUGGUUUAUGAUGGCAAAGCGGAGCGUACUGUUCUAGCUGAUGGCAAUCAUAUGUACCGGGCUAUUGAGUCUCUUCUACCUCCCCCUGGAAUAGUUCAAACACCUUGCGGUGUUUGCCCGGUUUUGAAGCAGUGCAGUGACAUAGGAUCAAUUAAUCCAAAGAAAUGUGUUUAUAUGACAGAGUGGCUUGAAUAAGAUUGUAGUUAAGAAAAUGAAAUAAUAAAACAUAGUGAUCAGAAAGGUC
Molecule: messenger RNA, 1200 nt
Organism: Thrips palmi
Lineage: Eukaryota; Metazoa; Arthropoda; Insecta; Thysanoptera; Thripidae
Gene: Polr3F
Product: DNA-directed RNA polymerase III subunit RPC6
Exons: 7
Coding region: 204-1151 (315 amino acids)
Biological process (GO): transcription by RNA polymerase III
Cellular component (GO): RNA polymerase III complex
Source: RefSeq, a predicted model, not a curated record